Molecule: messenger RNA, 1200 nt
Organism: Galendromus occidentalis (western predatory mite)
Lineage: Eukaryota; Metazoa; Arthropoda; Arachnida; Mesostigmata; Phytoseiidae
Product: transcription factor SPT20 homolog
Exons: 5
Coding region: 12-1136 (374 amino acids)
Source: RefSeq, a predicted model, not a curated record
GAGGGACAAACAUGAGAGAAUUAGCGCUCAUUCUCGUGAUCGCCUCAGCGGUUUCCGCUCAAGGUUUCGUCAAGGGCGGCUACAGCGAACCGAGCGCCUCAACAUCGGUGACCUUCGUUAGUAACAGAGGAGGCUUGUCGACCGUGUCCAGUCCUGUUCCAAUCCAAACUUCAAUUCACACCCCGAUCCGAUCCCCGAUUCAAACUUCUAUCCAGGCCCCUAUCCAACUAGACGGGAACACUCCCCUGCCGACCUUAUCCCUCAACGUAAACGGUGCUCACACCUUAGCCGGGGAGGUCAUCGUGCACCACGUCAUCUAUAACAAUGGUAACGGAGCUCCGGUCGUUAACUCCGGUGUACCCGUCGGCCCUGGUGCUUUCAACCGGGGGCUCACGCAAGUGAUUCAACUACACGGCGGAGGUCGGGCUCAGAACUCGGGCGCCCUGACCUAUCCCAUCACUUCCACCAGCGGACCAGACUUCCUGUCCCAGUACCUGACCUCUCAUGGACUUCAGGAAACCAGGCGUGUUCCAGAGGUUCACAUCAGUCCCCCAGGACCAGUAUAUCAAAUCGAAGAGCCGCGGCCGCUCUCUCCCAUGAACUCAGGAGCGAUUUAUCAUCAGCCACUGAUUUACACUCAACAGACGCUGAAGCCACCGAUGCCGACUCAUACAAUCAUGCAAAACAGGCCUCAGAUCUCACAGCAGGUGCAAAGGACUAACCAAAUCAAUAAUCAGAUAAAUCAGCAGAUAAAUCAACAACAACAGCUGAUACAGCAGCAACAAAUACAGCAACAAAUGCAGCAGCAGCAGCAACAACAACAACAACAACAACAACAACAGCAGCAGCAGCAACAACGUCCUCAACCCCAGAUCCAACAGAUUUCUCAGAUUUCUCAGCUGCAACAAAGACCCGUUUCUCCCAUUACAACCCAGCAAAUCACCCAGCAACACCAACAGAAUGGUCGGAUAACUUACCAGCCGGGGACCAGAAAACCGACCGAGUUGACGGUCAUCGAAACUUCUGAGGGAGCUGGAGACCAACGAAAUGGAAGGCUGCCCGGGAUGCCUACCCUUGCUGAAAUCACUUCACAGCUUUCGUCAAUCAACAGUGCGAGCUCAAAAUCUGUUUCAUAAAACGAGGGAGCGGCAUGAAUAAAUGAAACUGUGAAUCCUCGAUCCAGAAUUCCAGAGAGACAAA